UAUAACGAGAUGAUGGGCAUCAUUCCUGAUAAAAGUGUAACGUUGGUCGAAAGGUGUAAAGUUGGACGAGCUACCUUCUACUUCGAAGAAGCUGAUUGAUAUUAAAAAUAUUACAUACGAGGAUCAACGUUUGUUACAUUACAGUAAGUUGCAAAUAGGGUACCCUGUUAAAAACUGGAGUUUUAUAUAUAUUGUAACCAGUGAUUUUUCCGAGGCGAAGGAAAAUGGCAACAUGGCGACGGGCACGGCGAAGUAGCAUCGGCAACGCUGCAAGCUCCGGAACGAUCGACGCGGGAGGCGAUGGUGGGAUAGCAGUCAGCUGGUGGGCGGGAGAAGCUAUCUACCGGCGUCGGCGGGGGACGAAUCUUUUUGGUGAACUGUUACUUCUCACAAGGAUCGACAAUGCAAACCAUUGCAUUGCCUGGAAAUAUCAAAUGGGACAUUCCACAGUACAUUGUUUAAUUAGAGAGACUGCAAUAGCAAUUUGGAAAGCCCUCUCGAAAACUUAUUUAAAACUACCAUCUUCUGAGGAGGAUUGGCACAAGAUAGUGAAAGAGUUUCAAGACCAAUGGAAUUUUCCAAACUGCUUAGGGGCAUUGGAUGGAAAACAUAUUUCCAUUCAAGCACCAGCAAAAACUGGUAGCCAGUACUUUAAUUACAAGAAGAGUUUCAGUAUUGUGUUACUGGCCUGUUGUGACGCCAACUAUAAUUUUACACUGAUAGACAUUGGAGCUUAUGGUAGCGAAAGUGAUGGGGGUCUUCAAAAAUUCAGUUUUUGGAAAUAUGAUGGAACAAAACCAGUUAUCUAUUCCGCCACCAAAAUGUUUACCAAACACAAAUAUUUUAAGUCAAUUUACUCUCGUAGCCGACGAAGCUUUUCCAUUACAGACUCAUAUAAUGAGACCUUACCCAGGACGACAUUUAGAUCCAGAAAAACGGAUUUAUAAUUAUCGUCUUUCCCGAGCACGGAGGGUGAUUGAAGACGCAUUUGGCAUUCUUGUCAAUCCUUGGAGGCUCUUACGAAACAUGGUGACAGCUGAGGUGAACAAUGUUGAUAUUUUUGUUAAAGCAACCAUAUGCUUGCAUAAUUAUGCCAAAAAUGAAGUAGAAAAUAGGAAAGACUCUACUUACUGUCCAACAGAUUUUGUUGAUACCGAGUAGCGGUUGGGAAGGUGGGGAGACGAUGUUAAUCCUCUAGAAUCAGUGGGAGGAGGGUCAAGUUCCAUGGCAAAAUAAAGUUUUGUAUGAUGGAAGAGAAAUUAUGUAAUAUCUGCC
Messenger RNA from Sitophilus oryzae (rice weevil), 1275 nucleotides. RefSeq lists its product as uncharacterized. NCBI's taxonomy places the organism in Eukaryota, Metazoa, Arthropoda, Insecta, Coleoptera, Curculionidae. Bases 225 to 947 code for a protein of 240 amino acids. The record is from RefSeq and is a predicted model, not a curated record. The transcript has 3 exons.